This is a messenger RNA of Neocloeon triangulifer, 670 nucleotides long. Its product is annotated as U6 snRNA-associated Sm-like protein LSm4. The coding region runs from base 178 to 582 and encodes 134 amino acids. Gene Ontology annotation, biological process: P-body assembly; mRNA splicing, via spliceosome; nuclear-transcribed mRNA catabolic process. Gene Ontology annotation, cellular component: U6 snRNP; P-body; spliceosomal tri-snRNP complex. The record is from RefSeq and is a predicted model, not a curated record. NCBI's taxonomy places the organism in Eukaryota, Metazoa, Arthropoda, Insecta, Ephemeroptera, Baetidae. Gene Ontology annotation, molecular function: U6 snRNA binding. The transcript has 5 exons.
UUUUGUUGUUUCAAGCUUUCAAGCUUCAAGCCGGUUGUUGACUUUUGCAAAAAUUUUCGAUUUUUCCCUCGAAUCCUCCUUUCCCGGCUGGAUUUUGCGACUUAUCUGCUAGGAAAGCAGUUUUCUUAACUAAUUUAAAACUGAAUCUGUAGCUGCGUUCCGUUAAAUAGGGACAACAUGCUUCCCCUGUCUCUGCUCCGAACUGCUCAAAAUCAUCCCAUGUUGGUUGAAUUGAAAAAUGGAGAAACAUACAACGGUCACCUUGUCAAUUGUGACAGCUGGAUGAACAUUAACUUGAGAGAGGUGAUCUGCACAUCAAGAGAUGGUGACAAAUUCUGGAGGAUGCCUGAAUGCUACAUAAGAGGCAGCACAAUCAAGUAUUUGCGAAUCCCCGACGACGUCAUCGAAAACGUUAAAGAGGAGGUGAUGGCCAAGGGUCGUGGCCGUGGCGACAACAAGGGUCCUCGAGGUGGCCAACGCGGUGGCCGAGGCGGCGUGUUCCAACGCGGAGGAUUCAAUCAGCGCGGAGGCCCUAGAGGCGGAGGUGGCCCAAGUAGGGGUGGGGCAAGACCUCGAAAGUAAAAUUAAAGUGUACAUUUGUGUGUAAAAACAAGCACAUCACUGUUCAGCGUUUGUUAUUCUGAAUUCCUGACUUGACCUGAUGAACUUA